AUGUCCGAGCCUUCACUCUCGGCGCUGUCCCUGUCCGACAACCCAGGGUUGACGCGGGCCGAGACUCCUCGUACCGGCCACGGUGAGGCAUUUGUUGACGCACGCGUUGCCACUCCGCAACCGACGGGCGCUGAACUGGAAGAGCUCGCCAUCACCAACGCAGCCCAUGCCUCCCACAUGGCCGUCGUCGACACGGCCUCCUCGUACCCAGCUGCGCUCGGACCGCCUACUUCACCUUCCAUUAGCGGUGCGGACGUCGAGGCCGACCCCAUCCUGCACCACAUUGCGCACACGCAGCCGACCGCCACCCCGUUUCGUGCACGCGCCGCCCCUCUGUCGACGCAUUACGAGGGUGUUGGUCCACGCCUCACAAAGUCGGCGGCGCUGCGCCAGGGCUUGGAGUGGGAGGACCCGCGCGACCUGCGACGCAGCGCCACCAGCAGCGAAGAAGCACAGGCAGGCAUCUUUGACAAUGUUCCCGGCCACAAGCGCGCAGGCCUCCAAGUGAAUGUCGACUCUCUUGCAGAGCCAGUUGUCGCCCCACGUCAAAACCGUGCUGCCAUGCUUCGCCUCGGUAUCAGCGUCGAAGAGCCUACGCGUGACAUGGCCGCCAGUGCCGCCGCGAACAAGGCACGCGAUGCGGCCGAGCGCGCCGAACGUCGCCGCAGUAUCCAGCUGCCUAUCAACCUCACCCACCCCGAAUCUCUUCCUCGACAGAACCGUGCUGCCCUGUUGCGUCUUGGACAGCUGCCUGCGUCGCACGGCCGUGACCCCCGCGAUGUCGCCGAGCAGGCGGUCUUGAACAAGGAGAGGGAGGCCGCCGAGCGCCUGGCCAAGCGCAAGAGCGUGGUGCUUCCAGCGAGCCUGGCUGCUCCGACGAUUCAACCACGCUUGAACCGCUCGUCCAUGCUUCGUACCGGUGAGGCUGCACCAACGCCUAGGGCACCCGCCGCGCGCCCCAUGUCAAUGUUCGUCCCCAAGACGACCGAGACUGCGUCUCGCACAACUGCCCAGCGUUUCGCAGCAGACAAGGCAGAGAAGGCUGCACGCCGUGCGAGCAUGACCACCCCGCUUCGCUCGCUUGCCGCGCCCGUCAUUGCCCCUCGCACAAAUCGCGCCUCGGCGCUCCGCACCGACAAGCCGGCUCCCCUCUCCCUUUCCCGAACGACCUCCACCUCGUCGCUCACGAGCAUGAGCACGCGUACCAGCAACCUUAACCCGGCCCCUCUCAAGCCUGUACCAGCACCCAUGCCCUCCCCUCGGUCAAAGUACCUCGCGCCCCGCCCUGCCCCUGUCCCACCAAAGCACAGGCCCAGCGCGAGCAUAUCGUCAGAGCUCUCGGGCGGAGUGUCGCGGUCUUCAUCACCAGGCUCGGACAAGCGUGACUCCAUCUUCCGCAGGCUCAGCCUCAAGCCUUCGGUCACAACGUCGUCAGCCAGCAGUGGACCUCGUCCCACGAAAUCGAGCCUCCUCCGUGAGGGACUCGGCGCCAAGAUCGGCAAGUCGGUCAGGUGA
Molecule: messenger RNA, 1515 nt
Organism: Apiotrichum porosum
Lineage: Eukaryota; Fungi; Basidiomycota; Tremellomycetes; Trichosporonales; Trichosporonaceae
Exons: 3
Coding region: 1-1515 (504 amino acids)
Source: RefSeq, a predicted model, not a curated record